GCGAUGCUGAGAACAGGCGUAGCAGCGCUGUGCGGCUCCAGGACGAUUGAAGCUGAACUUCGUCUUCUCCAACAACUUCACCCAAAUUUAUUUCGUCUCGGCCUUAACUCUCCUGAACCGCGAACUGCCCUCUGCAUUCACGACCCACGAUCGUUUCGCUCGGAAAAAGUUACCAGUAUUUCAUAGGAAUUUGCAUACACGCAGCAUGUCGCUUACAGCCUCUGCACCGCGUGCUGCGCAGGUGCAAAUCGGCAUUAUUGGCAUGGGCGACAUGGGACGCAUGUACGCUCGGCGACUGUCUGGCGCCGGAUACAUAAUAAAUGCGUGCGAUAGAGAAGAACGGUUUGAAAGUCUCAAAGAAGAGUAUAAAGAUGCGCCGCUUGUGAACAUAUUCAAGAACGGACACUAUGUUUCCCGUUUGAGCGACUAUAUAAUCUACUCCGUCGAGGCGGAGAAUAUAGACAAAAUCGUGGCGGCUUAUGGUCCCUCAACAAAAGUUGGAGCAAUAGUCGGCGGACAGACGUCGUGUAAAGCACCUGAGAUUGCUGCGUUUGAGGCCCAUUUGCCGGCGGAUGUUGAAAUUGUGUCGUGCCAUUCGCUUCAUGGACCAAAUGUCGACACUCGAGGUCAACCACUAGUUCUUAUUCAACACCGCGCAAGCGACGAGUCUCUUGAGCUCGUCAAGUCGAUAUUUACGUGUUUCAACUCGCAGUACGUCUACCUCACCGCGCAAGCGCACGACAAGAUCACGGCCGACACGCAGGCAGCUACACAUGCGGCAUUCAUGAGCAUGGGCGUGGCAUGGCACGCCAACAAUCAGUUCCCAUGGGAAGUGCCGCGCUACGUGGGCGGGAUCGAGAACGUGAAGAUCAACAUCUCGCUGCGGAUUUACUGCAACAAGUGGCACGUCUACGCCGGUCUGGCGAUCAUGAACCCGGCCGCGCAUGACCAGAUUCUUCAGUACGCGCAGUCGGUCACGGAUCUGUUUACGCUGAUGAUUGAGCACAAGAAAGACGAAUUCCGACAACGCAUUUUCAGCGCGAGAGAUUACGUCUUUGGCGGACUUCCAGACGACCACGAACUCCUGCUCUCGGACGACUUGCUCGACAAGUUCUCGCUCUCAAACGUGCCCGCCGACGCGCGAACGCCGAACUCGCACCUCAGUCUGCUGGCGAUGGUGGACUGCUGGUGGAAGCUCGGCAUCGUGCCGUACGACCAUAUGAUUUGCAGCACGCCGUUAUUUAGAAUCUGGCUUGGUGUUACCGAGUAUCUGUUUCAGUCGCCGGGGUUGUUGGAGGACUGUAUCAAAGUUGCGUUGGAGAACGAUACUUUUAGAGCAGAUGACCUGGAGUUUACAAUGGCCGCCCGCUCAUGGAGCGACAUCAUCACAUUUCGAAACUUCGACUUGUAUCAAAAGAAGUUUGAGAGGACGCAGAAAUACUUUUCGCCCCGGUUUCCGGACGCGACGAAGCUGGGCAACGAGAUGAUCAAGACGAUAUUUGAAAAGACAAAGCAGAAGAAGGUCUGAUUGCAUGGGGCGGAUAUGGUAGCUAGGAUGAUUUAU
Messenger RNA from Myxozyma melibiosi, 1564 nucleotides. RefSeq lists its product as uncharacterized. Gene Ontology annotation, biological process: L-tyrosine biosynthetic process. The transcript is spliced from 6 exons. Gene Ontology annotation, molecular function: NAD+ binding; prephenate dehydrogenase (NADP+) activity; prephenate dehydrogenase (NAD+) activity. Bases 206 to 1528 code for a protein of 440 amino acids. Lineage: Eukaryota; Fungi; Ascomycota; Lipomycetes; Lipomycetales; Lipomycetaceae. The record is from RefSeq and is a predicted model, not a curated record.